UUCCUGAUGUCGCCGUCAGGUACUCUUCACGAGCUCGGCCAUAACUGGCUAGGCGAGGUUGAUAUUUCUGUUCAGACUGUUUUGUUGGGUGGUGGGGUUGUUGUUGUUGUCUUAAGGUUCUGGUCGAGAAGGUUGCUGGGUGUUUCUUGGCAGUGGAAUGACUGGUUGAUUUUGCUUUCUCUGAUGGUUAUGGUGGGCCGGUAUAUAGUUGAGCUCAUGCUGAUCUUGAUGUGCGGGUUGGGCUUGCAUACUGCUGAGGUGACUCGAGUUGGCGGAUCUGAGGCUCUUAUUCUCUUUGAAAAGCUCACAUACAUUGGUGAUCUCCUAUGGAUCACCGCGGUGGCUCUGAUUCAGCUGUCCAUCUUGCACUAUUACCUCCGCCAUUUUCAUCAUCAAGUCGUGGAGUGGUUGACAUAUGCUACUAUGGCCCUCUGCUCGGCCCUCUGGGCUGGAAGUUUAUUCGCAACCGCAUUCUUCUGCACACCAGCCAAGAAGAUAUGGUUAUUCGAUCUAAACGGACACUGUGGUGAUCGCAAGUUGUUGCAAUUGGGCUCUACAGUGAGCGAAACCAUUCUCGAGGCAUUUAUUCUCUGCCUACCCAUUCCAAUACUCUUACACAUGCAACUCUCAAAAGCCAGGAAGAUAGCUUUGGGAGCCGUGUAUAUUCUUGGUAUCAUAAUCAUCACAGCCACCAUAAUUCGCAUGAAAAUCGACCUCAACCCAGAUGACGAGACCUUUGGCUCCGCCCGAAAAUCUCUUAUGUCCUGCAUCAUACCUCUGCUGGGCAUCAUCGUCGCCUGCCUACCAAUCAUCCCGCCAUCUAUCCAACGAAUAUUUGGAAUCACUAUGUUCUCAUCCCCAUCUGACGGUGUGACCUACGGAUACAGGUCAUCUGGCUACUACAAAUCGACUGUUGUAUUAGGUACUCAUAUGGAGGACCCUGAAUUUCCCCUUGUCUCUGUAAGGCAGCCUCCCAUGGCAAAGAAAUUGUCGGAAUGGUGCCAUGGUCAGAUUAAGAUUACGUCCGACUGGGAAAUUCAUUCCACACGGAACUCUGCGAGGAUGGACAAGGAUUCCAUACGAAGGGCAUGA
Molecule: messenger RNA, 1092 nt
Organism: Penicillium odoratum
Lineage: Eukaryota; Fungi; Ascomycota; Eurotiomycetes; Eurotiales; Aspergillaceae
Exons: 4
Source: RefSeq, a predicted model, not a curated record